AUGCCCAACACCGAUACCGCUGCCGCCGGGCUUCCGGCUGGCUUCUCUAUCCCUCACCGCGAGCCGAGGCAACAAUCCGUCGAGCGGGUGACGGAUCACCUCGAGACCCCCUCCCUCGACGAUCGUACCUACCGUGUCGUAAGGUUGUCCAACAAGCUCGAGGCCCUGCUGGUACACGACCCGGAGACGGACAAGGCCAGCGCUGCCCUAGACUGCAAUGUCGGAAACUUCAGCGACGAGGAGGAGAUGCCAGGAAUGGCCCACGCCGUCGAACAUCUGCUGUUCAUGGGUACCAAGAAGUUCCCCAUAGAAAACGAAUACUCACAGUACCUCUCCAACAACUCGGGUAGCUCCAACGCUUACACUGGCGCAACCUCGACCAACUACUUCUUCGACGUCUCCGCAAAGCCUGCCAACGAUCAAGAGCCAACAGCCGAGAACCCCUCACCUUUCAAGGGAGCACUCGAUCGCUUUGCCCAGUUCUUCAUUGAGCCCCUGUUCCUCGAGUCGACCCUCGAUCGUGAGCUGCGCGCGGUGGAUUCGGAAAACAAGAAGAACCUGCAGAAUGACCAAUGGCGACUCCACCAGUUGGAGAAGUCUCUUUCCAACCCGAAGCACCCGUUUUGCCACUUCUCAACCGGCAAUCUCGAGGUUCUCAAGGAAGAUCCAGAGUCCAAGGGUGUCAAUGUCCGCGCAAAGUUUAUGGAGUUUCAUGACAAGCACUACUCGGCAAACCGCAUGAAGUUGGUCGUUCUGGGCAGAGAGCCUUUGGAUGUUCUCGAGACAUGGGUUGCCGAGUUCUUCUCCGGAGUUCCCAACAAGGAUCUGGCGCCCAAUAGGUGGGAGGCUGAGGUGCCCUUCCGCGAGAGUGAGCUCGGUAUGCAAGUCUUUGCCAAGCCCGUCAUGGACUCUCGCGAGCUGAACCUCUUCUUCCCAUUCCUCGACGAGGAGAAGAUGUACGAGUCGCAGCCCAGUCGCUAUGUGAGCCACCUGAUCGGUCACGAGGGCCCUGGUAGUAUCAUGGCCUACGUCAAGGAAAAGGGCUGGGCCAAUGGAUUGAGUGCCGGUGCUUACCCCGUCUGCCCGGGCUCUCCUGGUAUUUUCGACUGUCAGAUUCGCCUGACAGAGGAGGGCCUCAAAAACUACAAGGAGAUUGUCAUGGUCUUCUUCCAAUAUGUUGCGCUUCUUCAGGAGUCGCCACCCCAGGAAUGGAUCUUUGACGAGCAGAAGGGCAUGGCAGAUGUCGAUUUCAAAUUCAAACAAAAGACUCCGGCAAGCCGAUUUACGAGCAAGAUCAGCUCUGUCAUGCAGAAGCCUCUCCCGCGGGAAUGGCUACUCAGCGGAUACAGUCGGUUGAGGAAGUUCGAUUCCGGGUUGAUCGAAAAGGGCUUGGCGUGCUUGAGACCAGACAACUUCCGUAUGACUAUUGUGUCACAAAAGUUCCCCGGUGACUGGAAUCAGAAGGAGAAGUGGUACGGUACCGAAUACCGCCACGAAAAGAUUCCCGAGGACUUCAUGGCCGAGAUCAAGAAGGCCGUCUCAAGCCCUGUGUCGGAGAGACUCGCCGAGCUUCACCUUCCUCACAAGAACAACUUCAUCCCCACGAAGCUCGAGGUCGAGAAGAAGGAGGUCAAAGAGCCGGCUCUGUCGCCGCGUGUCGUCCGAAGUGACGGCCUCGCUCGGACGUGGUUCAAGAAGGAUGACACCUUUUGGGUCCCCAAGGCCAACCUGGUCAUCAGCUGCCGGAACCCUAAUAUCUACUCGACCGCGGAAAAUGCUGUCAAGGCAAGAUUCUUCACCGAUCUGGUUCGCGAUGCGUUGGAGGCGUACUCGUACGAUGCCGAGCUUGCAGGCCUGCAGUACAGUGUCUCGCUCGACGCCAGAGGUUUGUUCCUUGACCUUAGCGGGUACAAUGACAAGCUGGCGGUGCUCCUGGAGCAGGUUUUGAUCACGAUCAGGGAUCUGAAGAUCAGGGACGAGAGAUUCGACAUUAUCAAGGAGCGCCUGAAUCGUGGAUACAACAACUGGGAGCUUCAGCAACCGUUCAGCCAGGUCUCCGACUACACGACGUGGUUGAACUCUGAGCGCGACUACGUUGUGGAGGAAUACCUGGCCGAGCUGCCUAAUAUUACCGCCGAAGACGUCCGGCAGUUCAAGAAGCAGAUGCUUUCGCAGGUUCACAUUGAGUCUUAUGUGCACGGAAACCUUUACAAGGAGGACGCUCUCAAGCUUACAGACAUGAUCGAAACCGUCUUGAAGCCCCGCGUUCUCCCGCGACCCCAAUGGCCAGUGAUUCGCUCCCUGGUCAUCCCCCCUGGAUCGAACUACGUAUACAAGAAGACCCUCAAGGAUCCGGCCAACGUCAACCACUGUAUCGAAGUUUGGCUCUAUGUCGGUGACAAGGGCGAUAGAAUGGUACGAGCCAAGACGAUGCUCCUAGACCAGAUGGCUCACGAGCCAGCCUUCGACCAGCUUCGAACCAAGGAGCAGCUCGGUUAUGUUGUCUUUAGUGGAGUCAGAAGCUUCUCCACCACUUACGGCUUCAGGUUUAUCAUCCAAAGUGAACGGACACCCGAGUACCUUGAAUCGAGAAUCGAGGCAUUCCUCAACCUGUUCUCCAACACGUUGGACAACAUGUCUGAAGCAGACUUUGAGGGUCACAAGCGCAGUCUGAUUGUCCGGAGGCUCGAGAAGUUGAAGAAUCUGGACCAGGAGAGCAGCAGACACUGGGCCCAGAUUGCCAGUGAAUACUACGACUUUGAGCUCCCUCAAGAAGACGCUGCGCACAUCAAGACGCUCACCAAGGCCGAUAUGUUGGAGUUCUUCCAGACGUACAUUAAGCCCGGCUCUGCAACGCGGGCGAAGCUCUCGGUGCACUUGCGCGCACAGGCUACGGCACCGGCCAAGGAGGGCGCCGAGGCCAAGGUCAACGGCGUCAGCAAAGAAGACGAGUCUCUGCCGACAAGUGAUUCCCCGCCGGUCGUUAUCGAAGAUGUCCGCAGCUUCCGUGCCAGCCUUGUUGCGACUAGCGGAGCGCGGCCUGCCAAGGAUUUGACCGAGUACGAAGACACUGAUGCCAAGCUAUGA
Messenger RNA from Colletotrichum phormii, 3087 nucleotides. Its product is annotated as peptidase M16 inactive domain-containing protein. Gene Ontology annotation, molecular function: metalloendopeptidase activity; metal ion binding. Gene Ontology annotation, cellular component: cytosol; mitochondrion. Lineage: Eukaryota; Fungi; Ascomycota; Sordariomycetes; Glomerellales; Glomerellaceae. Gene Ontology annotation, biological process: peptide catabolic process. The transcript has 4 exons. The record is from RefSeq and is a predicted model, not a curated record. Bases 1 to 3087 code for a protein of 1028 amino acids.